ACGGCCUGCUGAUUCUAGAAUGUUGGGUGUUGGGUGUUGGAAUCUUCUGGUCCUGUGACAUGGUCUUGCCUCCCCACCCUGUCGUCAUGGCGGAGCAGCCUGGUGGCCCUUAGUGAUGUCACAAGAGGCUGGAAUGAGGGGAGGAGCAGUGCGUGCUGCGUCCCUUCAUUGGAGCGCUUGAGCUCUGCGUGAGUAGCUCGCUUGUUGCCCUUGUGCAGCGACUGAGUGCCUUCAUUUUCACCCCUUGUGUCUUGUGCAGCAUCUUGUAGGUAAGCUGAGACAGGGCGUGGGAUAGAGGGGUGGGCAGUGAGCUAUUGAAAACUGCUGGCUGGUGGAGCUCCUAGCAGCUCACACUGCUUACUCUUGUCCAUCAGACGUAACUUUCAGCCAGUACCUGCAUUCCCAAGCGAUCCACAAAGAUGGCAUUUGUCCCAUGGCUUUUCCCUUGUCAUCUUUGCUCCAUUGUGCAAGCUCACAGACCUGUUCCUUCUCUCUCCUCUACCCGCUCCCUUGGUGCAGCUUUCUCUCGUGGAAGCACAGAGCAAAGUGACAAGAAACAGCUGCGAGUUCAAGGAAUUGUCUACCUUGUUCUGAUCUCCUGCCAGCUUGUCGUGCCUGCUGUGAUGGGCGUCGCGUGCAGCGAGAUCAGCUGUGGGCCUGACAUGGCACGGAUGGAGGCUGAGAACAACGGGAAGCCCCUGCUGGUCCGUGAGGAGUCAUCUCUUAAUAUCCCAGCUAUUGCUGCUGCCCACGUUAUUAAGAGAUACGUUGCCCAGGCACCGGGUGAACUCUCCUUGGAGGUGGGAGACCUCGUGUGCGUCAUCGAGAUGCCGCCUCAGGAGCUGAGCCCCCGCUGGAGAGGCAAGCACGGCUUUCAGGUUGGAUUUUUCCCUGGUGAGUGUGUGGAGCUCAUUAACGGAAAAAUCCCGGAGUCUCUCAUCAAUUCAGUGCCAAAGCCAGUGCCAAAGAAGCGCGGCAAGCUCCUCACCUUCCUUCGUUCCGUGGUGAAGGCCCGCCCAAAGCAACGGAAAGAGCGGGAGGUGGAGAAGGAGAGGGUGUUCGGCCGUGACCUGGGAGAGCAUCUUCUUCACUCUGGUCGUGAUGUCCCCCAGGUCCUCCAGAGCUGCGCCGAGUUCAUCGAGCAGCAUGGCGUGGUGCAGGGGAUAUACCGCCUGUCCGGCGUGGCGUCCAACGUCCAGAGACUGCGCCAGGAAUUUGAGUGUGAGCAGGUUCCUGAGCUAACCGUCCGCGACGUUCACAGCGCGAGCUCCCUCUGCAAAAUGUACUUCAGGGAGCUCCCGACCCCCCUGCUGACCGACCAGCUGUACGACAAGUUCUCGGAUGCUGUUGGUGCCACUACAGAGGAGGAGCGGCUGGUCAGAAUGCGGGACGUCAUCCAGCAGCUGCCCGCUCCUCACUACAGGACCCUGGUGUUCCUGAUGAGACACUUGGCCUGUCUUGCUGCAAACAGCUCUGUCACCAACAUGCAUGCUAAGAACUUAGCCAUUGUGUGGGCUCCAAACCUCCUAAGAUCACAGCAGAGCGAGUCUGCCUGCGCCAGCGGGAGAGCUGCCUGCACGGAACUGCAGACGCAGUCGGCUGUGGUGGAAUUCAUCAUCGACCACACAGACGUCCUCUUCUGCUCCACAUCCGGAUCGGACAUUGCAGAUGGAGCAGGGCACAGUUCUCUCUCAGGGCCCCAGUCUGUGCAGGCGUCUUCUCCUGCCACAGAGCUGCUCAGCCUGGAGGAGGCGCAGGCACGGAGGCGAGGCCACAGCAGCUCUCCUGUCGCUGUGACAGAGAGCAGGGACAUAGAGGUGGAAGAAGGCCCCACAGCUGUACGGGGGAAAUUCCACACAGUCAUCGACUUUCCACCUGAAAGACCAAGUCCACCCAGCAAGAUAAAGGAAUCACCAGCUGGCUGUUGGUGUUCCUGCUUCAGCCUGGGGAAACCAUCGUCUGGGGCCAAACGCCAGCCACAGCACCAUCCCAGGGAGCCCUCAGAAACAGAAAUCGUAGUGCUGGCAGAUGAACUGAGCCCUUGUCCACCCAGAAGAGCUGGAGAAAGUAGCGAAGCUGGGCUGUGUGCUUCCACCAAUGGAGAGCUCUUGGGAAGCACAAAUGGCUGCGGAUCACGUGACAGCCUUGCACGUAACAACAGUGAUGGAGAGAGGGAGCUCAUCCAAGUUGAAGCCCUCAUUUCUCCCGGCUGUGCUGAAGAUGCUGACCUGUGCCCACCAGGCACCGCAGUCACCAGCCUGGACUGUGACCCGGCACCUUUGCAGUGCAGCCCAGCCCAAGUACAGUCCGAGUGCCCGGACAGCAACACCUCUGUGCAGGAGCAGGUCAGCAUCAGCGAGGAGGAGCAGCAGAGCCUCUUGGAGGGGGGCGUACAAUCAGGCCUCCAGUCCCAGGCACCGUGCAGCAUCUCUGAGAGCUCUGAGCCACUCUCUACGUGA
This is a messenger RNA of Tympanuchus pallidicinctus (lesser prairie-chicken), 2459 nucleotides long. Its product is annotated as rho GTPase-activating protein 32-like. Gene Ontology annotation, molecular function: GTPase activator activity; protein binding. Lineage: Eukaryota; Metazoa; Chordata; Aves; Galliformes; Phasianidae. The record is from RefSeq and is a predicted model, not a curated record. Gene Ontology annotation, biological process: small GTPase-mediated signal transduction. Gene Ontology annotation, cellular component: Golgi apparatus; fibrillar center; nucleoplasm. The transcript is spliced from 14 exons. The coding region runs from base 420 to 2459 and encodes 679 amino acids.